Messenger RNA from Notolabrus celidotus (New Zealand spotty), 5352 nucleotides. It is a transcript of the gene crb1, whose product is annotated as crumbs cell polarity complex component 1. Bases 207 to 4160 code for a protein of 1317 amino acids. NCBI's taxonomy places the organism in Eukaryota, Metazoa, Chordata, Actinopteri, Labriformes, Labridae. Gene Ontology annotation, cellular component: plasma membrane; protein-containing complex. The transcript has 13 exons. Gene Ontology annotation, molecular function: calcium ion binding. The record is from RefSeq and is a predicted model, not a curated record. Gene Ontology annotation, biological process: establishment or maintenance of epithelial cell apical/basal polarity; heterophilic cell-cell adhesion.
GAGGAGCCCCACGCUUCAUGCUCUUUUUUUUUCUCUGUUUCAUGUGUGAUGAAGGAUCUCGAUGGGGCUCCAGGAGGAGGAGGAGAAGUGUGCAUCAAGUGGAUCUGGAGUUGACAACAGAUCAACAUGCAGAGGCAGAAGCAGAGAGAUCCGAGCAUGACAAGACCUGAGCGGUGCGAGGAGCAGGAUGAUUCCCCGGCACGAUUAUGGAUGUAACACGCUGCUUCCAUAACUUUUUACUCAUCACAUCUCUGUUUGUGAUUCACAGUGUAUGUCCUGAGAGUCUGCCCCCAGCAGAGGGCCUGUGCUCUCCCAACCCGUGCCAGAACAGGGCGAUCUGCAGACUCCGCGGGGACGGCUACUCGUGUUUCUGUGUGCCGGGGUUUCAGGGCGCUCACUGUCAGAUCGACGUGAACGAGUGUGUGUCACAGCCCUGCAGGAGCGGAGCCACCUGUGUGGACAGAGUGGGCUCGUUCUCCUGUCUGUGUCCUCAGGGCUUCGCUGGGCCCACUUGUGAGCUGGAGAUUGAUGAGUGUCAAUCACAGCCAUGUUUCAACGGCGGCAGCUGCCAUGACUACGUCGGUGGCUUCACUUGCACCUGCCUGCCCGGUUUCCAAGGACAACAGUGUGAAAUAAACACUGACGAGUGCCAGGAGCAGCCAUGCCAAAACGGGGCUCUGUGUGUGGACGGGGUGAAUGAUUUCAGCUGUGACUGCUCGCACACUGCCUUCACUGGCAGGCUCUGUGAGACUCCUCUCCCACCAUGCCUCUCUGAGCCCUGCUUCAACAGCGCCAUCUGUGAGGAGAGCCAGGGUAACUACACCUGUGAAUGCUGGCCAGGGUUCGAGGGGCGUCAGUGUGAAAUCGACAUCAGUGAGUGUGACAGCGCCCCCUGCAUGCAUGGAGGCCGCUGCAUUGAGAGGUCGUGGCAGGCUCUGUACGACAGCGAGCCUCUGCUGCCUGAACGUUAUGACCCGGAGCACGCUGCAGGAUACGUCUGCAGCUGUCCUCCAGAAACUACAGGUUCCCUCUGCGAGGAGCUGAUAAACCACUGUGACCCCGGUCCCUGCCAGAAUGGCGGCAGGUGUGAGAGCCACACUCAAGGCUACGUUUGCCACUGCCUCUCCCAGCGUCACGAUGGCGCCCUGUACGGAGGCGUGAACUGUGAUGUGAAACUGGUUGGCUGUGAGGGACACGAAUGUCAGAACCACGGCUCCUGCUCUCCUUUCUUAUUGGACGGGACUCACGGGUACACCUGCUCCUGCUCGCCUGGGUACACCGGACCCCUCUGUAAGACCCCCACCACCUUCUCCUUUGAACGCAGAGGCUACCUCCUGCUGCAGAGCCCCCUGGUGGACGCCGAGGUGUCCUGCAAUAUCACCCUCAGCUUUAAGACUGUUCUACCCAGAGCUGUGUUGUUCCAGAGGAACAGCAGGGGGCUCCUGCUGAAGCUGGAGCUCGAUGAAGGGCAGCUUCAGCUCACACUGAGGAAGGAGGCCUCUGCAGAGGGCCCGGUCCAGGUCCUGGAGCUUCCUCAUAACGUCACAGAUGGAGAGUGGCAUUCUGUAGAAGCCGUACUCACAAACUGGGUGCUUGCUCUGAAACUCUUGGAUGGUUCAGGGAGCUGUGGGAGCCAGUCGUGCCACAGGCAGGCCCCGGUCCAAAGCACCCUGGCCGGGCUGGCGUCACCACCUCAGAACACUUUCAUUGGAGGAGUGCUUCAGGACUCAGAUGGCCCCAGUGAGGACGCUCCACUCCCAGCCUUCAUUGGCUGCAUGCGUGAUGUGUUUGUGGACUGGCAGCUGGUUGUCCCCGAGGAGUGGCUGAGCGACUCUGCUGUUAAUGUGUCCCCGGGCUGCAGCCACAGGGACCGCUGCCUGGAUGUGCCUUGCCAAAACAGAGGAGAGUGUGUCAACCUGUGGCAGAGCUACCAGUGCCGAUGUCCAAGGCCUUAUGAGGGGCAGGACUGUGAGGAGGAGCAUGUGACGGCACGCUUUGGGAACGAGGACUCUCAAAGUUACGCAGCCUUCACCAUCACCGACGACCUCGGCCACGACCUCUCCGUCUCCCUCUUCGUGCGCACGAGGAGGCACAACGGACUCCUCCUGGCGCUCGCCAACAGCAGCAGCCAGUACCUGCUCAUGUGGCUGGAGGACGGCAGGGUCACCGUCCAGCUUGAUAACUUUGAGAACCUGAAGGCGGAGGCUGCGAUUGAUGAUGGGGAAGUCCACUUUGUGAGGGUGGAGAUGGAGGAGGACCGUAUCACUCUGUACGUAGCAGAUGUGAAACAGGGGGAUGUAGAAGGCAGGACGGUGAAGGUGCGAGCAGGAGAUAGGGUGUAUGUGGGGGGUCUGUUGGAGAGCAGGACCACUUCAGUGUUUGGGGGAUACUUUAAAGGCUGCAUACAGGACCUGAGGAUCAACGGCAGGAGGCUGCAGUUCUUUGGGUUGGACACCUCAGUGAGAUCUUUUCCUCUGGAGCUCAUGGAAAAUGUGACGUCAGGAUGCUCGGGAGACAACGCCUGCAGUAGGAACCCGUGUCUAAACGGUGGACUGUGCUACUCCAUGUGGGAUGACUUCAGCUGCACCUGCCCCCUCCGGACAGCAGGGCGGCGCUGUGAGGAGGUCAGGUGGUGCGAGCUGUCCCCCUGCCCCAUGGAUGCAGAGUGCAGGAUGCUGAACCAGGGAUAUGAGUGCUACUCCAACGCGACCUUCCUGAAUGAAAGCACUGUGUUGUCCUAUCAAGGAAAUGGACAGAUAUCCAGAAAUCUAACAAACCUCUCUCUAAACCUGCGCACACGCAAGCGUAACGUCGCCAUCCUUCAUGCAGAGAGAGGCUCAUCAUUCGUCACCCUCUCUGUCCAGGAUGGUCUCCUCUUCCUGGAGCUUCAGGGCACAGAUGGAGGGAACAGAGAAGAAGAAAAAGAGGAGGGGGGCGAGUCGGUUGUGUCUACAGUCAGUCUGAGCAGCAGGAGGACUGUGAGUGACGGUGAGUGGCACAGCGUCCAGCUGUUCAUGGCGGCGCCUUGGGCUCUAACUUCCCGCUGGACUCUGGUGCUGGAUGAGGAAAUAGAAGAAGCAAGCACCUCCAGAAGGACAGGAGGCAACCUGGACUUCCUCAGGCAGGAUGUGGACAUUUUCGUAGGAGGCCUGGCUCCUAAUGCCGGCUGGUCCCUGGUUGGUUGUCUGGGCACAGUAGAGCUGGGUGGCAUCGCCCUGCCUUACUUCAGCUCCUCUAAUGUGAACCUCCCGCGCCUGCAAGAGGAGCAGUUCAUCCAGACGUCGCUGGAUCCGCCGCUACUCGGGUGUAGCGGGGCUCCAUUGUGCGAGUCCGACCCCUGUCUGAAUGGAGGGGAAUGCCAGGACCUCUUCAACACCUACAACUGCAGCUGUGCGGAGGGCUGGGCCGGGCGACGCUGCGAAUUCUACACCAACACCUGCGCCUCUAAUCCCUGCGUCCACGGAAACUGCAGCGUGAGCGGGAUGAGCUACGAGUGCACCUGUGAGUUUGGGUAUGCAGGUGUGCACUGUGACGAGGAGGUGGAUAUGUGUGACAGCCACCUGUGUGCCCAUGGAGGGACCUGUCUGCACGGGCCAGACAGGUACGCCUGCCUCUGCCCUGAGAACUACACAGGACCCCUCUGCAACGAUCGCAUUGAAGAAAUUCCGUGGUACAUUGUUGUCAGAAGUGUAAGGCCAAAGCUUCCUGUUUCUGUGUGUGGGGAUGACAUGAGAAACUACACCUGCUUCAAUGGAGGCAACUGCACCGACCGAGAGCUGUCAUGUGACUGCCCACCUGGCUUCACUGGACACAGGUGUGAACAGGAAAUUGACGAGUGCAAGUCCAACCCGUGUCUGAACGGAGGCUACUGCCGCAACCUCAUCAACAAGUUCGCGUGCGUGUGCGACAUGAGCUUCGCUGGAAACACGUGCCAGACGGACUUGACCUCCGGGGGUUUGUCCUCCGACCUCUUGCUGUCCGUCAGUCUUGCGUCUGUGGUCCUGCUGCUGGUGCUCAUCUUCACCUCCGUCGGCCUCGUGAUGACGCUCAACCGGCGAGCCACUCACGGCACCUACAGCCCCAGCCGGCAGGAGAAGGAGGGCUCUCGGGUGGAGAUGUGGAGCAUCAUCCAGCCCCCGCCUAUAGAGAGACUCAUAUGAGACGGAGUCAUGGACUGAUCUGUUGUUAUUAUAAGAAUGAAGGGCCUGUGAUAGAAGUACAGCACAUGUAGUCACUCAAAUUGGACAUGAUAAGAGAAGAGACUGCUGAACUCUCAUCUGUGCCUUCAUUCUAAUUUUCACCUGUCUCUCUUCGUUUGCAUGAGCAGGUGUGAGAUCUCCAGACACUUAUCAUAUUAUUUUAUCUACCCCAGGUUAUUUCAAUCUUCCUGAAAUGUUUCGCACCUUACUUCAGCAUCCAGCAGCCCAUCUUCAUCUAAAUGAAGAGAUGGAUGGAACAGCUGAACAGAAUAUCUGGAAAACAGAUAAGAAAUGGUCUUAAUUUGUUAUUUGAAAACAAGAGAAAGGAGUUUAAAUGUUCUUCCUACUUUAAAGAAUGAGUCUGUGUUUGUCUUAUUGUGCACAAAUCCAAAAACAUGUUCCAUCAUCCCUCAUUUCUUCUCAUUUUUUUUAAAAGUGGGUCAUAAAUACGUUACUUUAUUAUUUUAGAGGCUCAGUGAUUUCCUCAGCACUGUUACUUUUAGCCAAUGUUACCCGAAACAGAUUAAACGAUGCCUAUUCAAGGACUAUUUUCAGACGUGGAUUAACACAAAUCUGGUGCUUAAGUGAUAUUUUUUACAGUAUUGGACGACAAUGGGGCUCUAUGGCACAAAUGAAUGACUGUAAGGCUUCAGCUGCAUGAACAAAUCUUUAAAGGAGGUGACAUAUGUUUUGUUUGGUUGAUUAAAGUCGAGGUAAUAAUCAAUUCAUGUGUAUCUGUUACAAGAACCUUCUUUCUAGCUCUCUGUAUUGCAUCAGAUAUGAUAUUUUUAUUGAUACAGGGAGGAUGUUUCAAAGUGUAGCUCCUCAGGAUGUACAGGAUAAGCUCAGGAUAGUUCAGGAUAAGGGUUAGAAUCACUUUAGGUUAAGUUGCACUAGUUGAGAAUAGUUUCUUUUUUGUGGGUUUAGUCAGAAAAAGACUGCUGUGUAAUUUCAAAUGUACAUACUGUAAUGAUGAUUUGCUUAUAAUUUUUAAACUGUGAAUUUUCUUUCAACCUUUAAUUUGUGGCACUUGUACAAAGUAAAUGUGGUUAAUUUAAGAACAUGUAUUCAAGGUUUCUACUUGAAGAGUUGACGUAGCAUUUUUACAUCCCUGUUAGCCAAAUCAAUCAAUAAAUAAAUGCAUUGAUAUUCA